CCCUGCCAUUUAUGGUUGGAGCAAACACGGUGGAAGACCAGAGGGCUCGCUGGGAGAGAAAGCGCUGCCGGACAGCCAAGGAGCUGCUGGAAACCGAACACAAAUACCUUGAGCAGCUGGAUUUGGUGGUCACAUACUUUGUGACAAUUUUAAAGGCCAAAGGGACUCUGAAACCUGCUGUGCUGCAAACUAUAUUUGGACCCUUGGAAUCCAUAUAUUCGGCCAGCAAUGUUUUGUCACUUCACCUGGAGAGAGGGAAUUUGGGAUCAGGACUGGAAAAUUUUUGUCAGAAUCUGGAUCUUUAUGGCCACUAUGCUGAGAACUUGGAGCAGGCAAAUAAAACCUUGAAGGAGCAACUGAGGAAAAAUAAAUCAUUCCGGCGGUUUAAGAAACUCCAGGAGACUCGACCUCAGUUUCAAGGGAGGGAGCUAGAGGAUUUGCUUCCUUUGCCCCUGCAGAGACUGCAACAGUACAAGCAUUUCUUCAGAGACCUGCUGGAGAAUACCAGCCCAGACAGUGCUGAGUACCAGAAACUUGCAAAGGCUGUGAAAACUCUUUCUGAGGUAUCUUGGUGGGUCCAAGACAUUAUGGAUAAGAGGCAGAACUCAUUGCAGCUACUUCGGGUUCAGAAACUGCUCAAAGGACAGAAGACUCAGAUUUUGACUCCAGGACGCUGGUAUAUCCGGGAAGGCUGGCUCUUGGUGGUGCCUACGAAGGGAGAAGAACUGAAACGCAGGAUGUUCUUCCUGUUCUCUGACAUCUUUAUUGCAGCAAAGCCCUGUCACCCACUGCACCCACUGAACUCGCACAAACUGGCAUGCCAGGCUGUCUACCCACUUCGCCAGUGCACCGUGGAUAAAGUGUUCGGCCACACGCAGAGCCAGGGAGGGCUCCUCAGUCUCUCCUUUCCACACAAGACGCUGCUGUUGAUGUCCAGCGACCAACAAGAUAUUAAUGAAUGGUAUCGGAGUCUCACAGCUGCAGUCAGGAAGCUCAAAGCCUGA
Molecule: messenger RNA, 1004 nt
Organism: Acanthisitta chloris (rifleman)
Lineage: Eukaryota; Metazoa; Chordata; Aves; Passeriformes; Acanthisittidae
Gene: ARHGEF39
Product: Rho guanine nucleotide exchange factor (GEF) 39
Exons: 9
Coding region: 12-1004 (330 amino acids)
Biological process (GO): positive regulation of cell migration
Cellular component (GO): plasma membrane
Molecular function (GO): guanyl-nucleotide exchange factor activity
Source: RefSeq, a predicted model, not a curated record